Plasmodium fragile is the source of this 345-nucleotide messenger RNA. RefSeq lists its product as uncharacterized. Lineage: Eukaryota; Apicomplexa; Aconoidasida; Haemosporida; Plasmodiidae. Bases 1 to 345 code for a protein of 114 amino acids. The transcript has a single exon. The record is from RefSeq and is a predicted model, not a curated record.
AUGUAUUCAGGAAAUAACAGCGACAAAUCAGACCAAACUACCCAAUACCAUAGUGAAUAUGAAGAGACAGAGGAAAUUAGAGACACUUAUGAAAUCCCACCCAACCCAACCAUGAUAAACCUCACUGGUGUCCAUGACCAACGACCAAACAUAUUGCAGCAACUUGGAAUAAACAACAAAACUCUGAGACAGAUCCUAAUAAACAUGUUAGUCUACGUUUUUGCUAUAUUAAUUAGUUUACAAAUAUGGGAUUACAUGUCUCAAAGGAAAUGUCAUUAUUACAAAGAUUUAUUAUUAAGACUUGUAAGAUACCAAUCACAUAUGAAUGAUGCUAAUCUGGAUUAA